Messenger RNA from Megachile rotundata (alfalfa leafcutting bee), 1432 nucleotides. RefSeq lists its product as uncharacterized. Gene Ontology annotation, biological process: regulation of cell cycle process; negative regulation of transcription by RNA polymerase II; neuron differentiation. The record is from RefSeq and is a predicted model, not a curated record. Lineage: Eukaryota; Metazoa; Arthropoda; Insecta; Hymenoptera; Megachilidae. Gene Ontology annotation, molecular function: DNA-binding transcription repressor activity, RNA polymerase II-specific; RNA polymerase II cis-regulatory region sequence-specific DNA binding. Gene Ontology annotation, cellular component: nucleus; transcription repressor complex.
AUGUUACAAAGUUCAUUGUCACGGGCAUUUUUGCCCUCCGGAUUAAAUUAUUUGGGUUACUACGGCGAUGAAAUUCAUCAAAACCCGUACAGUACACCCACUACCUGGCACAUUCCUAUGGAAAGACCCUCGGUUUAUUCGAGGAUUCCAGACAACAACGUUCUUCAGACGUGGGAACUGUCUAGAUCGUCAACCCCGUGCCCACUGGAUUUGUCCUUGAAGCCUCCACCCACUCCGAACACACCGAAAACUGAAGAUUCGAUUGGCUCGGAACUCAAAAAAGAGCAUGGAAUUUUAGACGAAGUGCGAAAAGAGUCGGAAGAUGUUAAAAGAGGCGACGAUGAAACAGUUUCAGUGGUUGUUGACGAUUUCGAUACUAUUCACCGAAGCUCUUCUGUGCACAGCCAUUCUAGCUACGAGCAACUAUUCCCGAAGAAGGAGACAAUCCAACUUCAGGAAGCAACGAACAAAUCCACUAUUUUGGAAGAGGCGACUCGUUUGAUCCCUUUCAGUUCGCCGGAGGCUAAUUCAAAAUAUUAUGCACAAAAUCAGAAAUUCUUGUUAAAUAGUCCCAGUCAAUUGCAAUCGAUGCAGGAAUAUCAUCAGCAACUUCUAUUAACACCGCAGCAUCAUUUGCAAAGUAUGCAACAUGCACCUAUGACGCCACCAAGCACACCGUCGCCUCCACAAUGUCCCAGAAGAAAAAUCAGGGAGGAAGAUGCCAGCCCAGCAUCUACGACCAACAGUGCAGCAAUAUUUAAUGGGUCCAGAGCUGGUUCGACCGAGAAGCUUUUGCAAAGACCGAAAAAGAAGCACGCGAGACGAUUGAAAUUCGACGAGGACACCAGCAGUCCAGUGUCCGGUACUGUAAUCCUGGGUCCUGACGAAGCCGUGGUUACCGGAGACAUCGAUCCGGCAUUCAACAUCGUUGAAGUCACCGAGGAGGCGCGGGCCGAGCUGGCUAAGAUCGAGAACAGGCUGGGUCCGUAUCAGUGCAAACUUUGCAGGCAACUCCACGAGGAUGCGUUUCAAUUGGCGCAGCACAGAUGUUCCAGGAUAGCUCAUGUCGAGUACAGAUGUCCCGAAUGUGAUAAGAGGUUCUCGUGUCCGGCCAAUUUAGCGUCCCAUCGACGUUGGCAUAAACCUAGGUUGGCCAAUGGUGAACAUUCCAAUUCAUCAGCGAUCAUCGAGAUACCUUGCACCAGGUGCGACGCCAAAUUCACCAGGCAGGCUGCGCUUCGGAAACACUUGGCUACGCAGCAUCCAGAAACCAACAACAACAACAACAAUGUUCUACUGGAGAAUCAAGGUGCUAUUGGUAAGACUGACGUUGUUCAAGUGGUUUCUGAUAGUACGUUGAACACUGAAAUGCCCUGACAUCAAUUUCCUGCGAGACCUUUGCCGUGUAGACCAGGCUUGUAUUGGAGAUUCG